AAGAUUCCUCAGUGCAUUUCGCGCAGUACACCUCGGAAUAAAUAAAUCUUUAUAUAAAAUAGCUGUAUAUGCUGACAGCAACAAGUUGAUUCUCUUUUUCUUCUACCGGAAGAGCUGUUCUCCGUGUGUUGGUGUGGAUUCUCACAUAAUUAUGGAUGAUUUUCGCUGCAAUGAAAACGGAUGGAAUUGUUGAACAGUGCCCUGCCAUUGGGACCAGCUGAGUGAAUACAUGUGUUUAGUGGACGAAGAAAAGCUUAUAAAUAGUGAUUGGAAACAUGAUAUGCUCUGAAGAGAUCUAAUUUGCAAGUGAAGUUUGGUUUAAUUUGGAAUAUCGAGUAAUAGUGGGAAAGACUCUGAUUAAUUAGCACCAAGCAAAAGCAGAAAGGACUUCUAUAAAUAUCUUCUGGAUAUAGUAUUGCAUCGGCCUUCGAAGUAAUACAACAUAGUAUUCAAGAUAUCGUUCCGCAGCAAAUCCAACCCGAAGGAACCCUCCGGAAUGAAGACGGAGGAUAAAACGAACGUACCGAGGGUGCGGAUAGCGGUACUUGGGAAUAUGAACGUCGGGAAAUCAGCCCUCACCGUGCGAUACCUGACGCGACGGUUCAUCGGCGAGUAUCGCUCCAACACGGAUCUGCUCUACAAGCAGACGGUGACACUGGACAGCGGCGUGCUGGACGUGGAGAUUGUAGACAUCUCGGCUGAAAACGAAAAUGAUUUCCCCGUUGAGCAGAUCCAGUGGGCGGACGCAUGCCUUAUCGUGUACAGCAUCACGGACCGGAUCAGCUACGAGUACGCCCAGCGGUCAUUGGCCGAGUUGCGACAACUGCAAAACUCACCCUCCGCCUAUCUGAUCGGGAACAAGGCUGAUCUGGACCACUUGAGAGAGGUCCAAGAAACGGAAGGUGCUACGCUGGCCGCCUCACAUGCCAUCGGCUUCUGCGAAGUGUCAGUCGCCGAUAAUUCACCCGCCCUGUACAAAGCUUUCGAGCGAUUGUUGGUCGAAUCACGCGCUCGGCCGGUCAAACCCCGAAAGUUUUCCGUCAGCAAAAUGUUCGGUACCCUCAUCGGAAACAAUGGCACACGACAACCUUCAACGGCGGUUAGCCAAGGCACGGUGGUCCCAUGCCAUAAGGGUGAACUGCACAAAACUCGGGUAAUGAAACGGCGACAGGCAUUUACCGCGACGGCAUCGCUAUGACCGACAUCGACAACGACCGAGGACAAUAGCUAAGUUGAUUUUUUGUUUCGUCCUGCUCUCGGAAAUGAUAGUGCGACGUACUCUAGGACGGCGGCAGCUCAACCGGCGAGUGGUAUGUGCACUACUGUGCGGUAUUUCUAGUAGCUGCAGCUCGCAGCAGGAGUAUCGAUAGCAUACCUUCAUUGACUGGCAUUGCGGUAUAUUGGUCGGUCUAGUGUCGGAAUUCGGUUGAACGAGACAACCGAGGGAUCCGCGGUCAUCGUCAGCGAAAUUAACACAUAUGUGAUUUAAAUUUAGCAUUCUGUACACGACCAAGGAACGGCACACUUACUAAACGCAAAUCGCACACGGAAACAUACUCAUGUAUCCUACACUAUAACUAAACUUAAAAUGUUAUGCACUGACAAAGCGAAAUCACUGAUUUUCUUACUAGUAUGCCACUUUAUCGUUUUAGAUAGAGUGAUCCGUAGGUCGUCUCUUAGAACAUUGGGCGGUAAUCGUUCGUUUCACAAUCCAAGCAAGAGAUGAGAAAGUCAGCAGGAAAUCGAAUGAAAGGGAAUUUAUGACCAACGUGAAGCAGGGAUACUCCUAAUUAGUAUUCGGUAUACAGGGCUUCCGCUCUCCUAGUGGUAACUUAAUUUUUCCUGCAUAGACAGCAGUGGGAAAUUUUCCACUGUCACUGAGCAUGCUGAUGUGUUGCUUGUGGUUCAAAUCUAGCAAUAAUAAUUAUUGAAUGUGCGCGUCCUCGGCGGGUACCGGUUCAUGCUUUGUUUGUCUUCUGUUUAAUCGAUAGGUUGUUUCCCGCCAGUGAACGCCGGCUGACCGACCGACCGACACACCUCUUCAUCGAACACACUUGAUUGGUGGGGUUGAUUCCCAGUCAGUGGAAAAUUUUCCCUUUAAUCAUCGCGCCCGUGUCGUACCGGUUUGUGGCACACCGAACGAAUCUCUCUGCACUAUUGAGAGGAGCGCUCGGUAGCAAAUGGCACAGGGCGCGUGCGGGAGGUGGUUUCCAGGCUGUGAAUAUAUUAGGGUGAUGGGGAUCAUUUUCGCUAGGUUCUGUGUUUAAUAUUCUAACUGGCUCAUUUUCUAAGGUUUUUACAAGUGCAUGAUUCGAAGAUGCUAUUUGCACAAACAUUUUCUAAUUUCACAACUUUUCGACGGGAAAAAUACUAUACCGUCUGAUGUGCAUUUCACCAUUUAUCGAUUGAUUCUAGGUUGUACAAAUGAACUGUCGAAAUUCACUUCGAACUGAUUUAUGUCAAUAGUGCUUGGCCAAAAACGUUUACCCCUCUCCCCUGAUCCUACGAAGCUCACAAUAGGCGAAUCACCCCAAUAUGUGAUCCUAUGUGCAGACAGCGCGCGGUAGUGUGUGCAUAAAGUAAACCGUACGAAAAACACCCCCUAAUCACCGGCAUUGUGAAACCUCAUCAAUGUUUGGUAUUGACUGGUAUUUGCAUAAGAGUCCCACAUCGGAUCCCCGUCAUGUGACAUAUUUUCGAAAAAAUCUCAUUAGGGCGGUGAACAGGAGAAAGCGAAAAUCCCCAAACAAUACACAAUUAAAUAAUAUUUUUAUUGUGUUCAGGCGCUCCAAAUCGCUCUUGGCUUUAAAAAGAAACGGGAGACAGACGUUUUGAAUAGAUCACACAAGCAGGCCCGUCGGAAGAGGGGGGAGGGUGGUAUGUGGUGCUUCCCCCGGGCACGGAAGACUAGAGGAGGCCCGUUUGGAGGUUUUGAAGAGAAAUAGUAACUCAGAUAAAUAUUAUUUCGACAAAAAUUUAUUUUAAACCAAAAUUUAAAUUAAAAUUUUAAUAUUUUGUGUACGAUGACGGAUAAAAUCGCUGCAAAUUUAAAUUUAUUUGAAGUAUAUAAAUUACAUUUUUCAAUCGCUGAUAACUCAUAAACCAUUCGAUGCAUUGUGAUUGUGUUUUUGACUUUGACAUUAAGUCGUUUACUAAGGUCGCUAACGGGGAAACCGACCAAAUAAUGAACAAGCGCUAAAGCUGAAAUUAAAACCCCCGAAUGCGAUUUUCCACUCUACGGGCGGGAUUCAAACCAUCCUUAGCGACCCUGGUGCUACCACCCUACAUAUGUUGCAGUAUAGCUCCGUUUACAGAAUCGUUACUGCGCAUGAGUAGUGCGUCUAUUGAAACCACUGAGAUCAAUUCAAAUGCGUGCCCCCAGUUGUAAUUUUUUUUGCAGAUAGUUCCGGUCAUCCUUACGCUCAAAGGACUUCGAUCUAUUUCUCGCUGUUUCACAUAUUGGGUACAAGUAUUAGCACUUCUCAAUCACUAUUUGUGCACCGCCAGAUCGGUCGUCUCACUGACUAGAAAAAACUGGAUCAAGGUUAUGCCUAUGAAUUUUAUUAACACUCAUAGGCUUUUUUAUUUUGUUAAAAUGUCUGGCUUCUCAAAUACCAGGUGAAUCAAAAAAGUAUCUAUUAAAAUGUUGUAGAAAACCCCUAAAACUUGCCUGGUGAAAUUGGUUAAUAAGAAUUAAAAAAUAAAAAGCAAAAUCGCAUGAACAGCCUCGAAAACCCAUAAAAAAAUAAAUAUCCAAAACUCGAAAACACCAAUAGCAGUGAUUUUCGUGUCUGGUAAUUCGAACGAUUUAUUGUUCCAAAAUGACAGAAUUCUUGUAAUACAUUCACGAGAAACACGAGAUUCCAAAUUUUUUUAAAUCAGCAUGUCGCACGACCCAACUUCAAACCUUUUUGAAAUUUGUCUAGUUUUCUGUUUCUUCUACUUUUUUAAAUUUUGUUCAAUUCUUCCGAUUUUAGUCUGUUUUCUUUGUUUUUUCACAUUUUCGGAAUAUCUUCCAUAUUUCCAUUUUACUUUUAUUACCUAUUUUUUAUUGUAUCAUAUUUUUUACUUUAUUAUUUUGAUUACUUUUUUAUUUUUGCCUUUUUUAUUAUUAGCUGAAACCGCACGAUUUUCAUUUGGUUGCCUUAAUACAUAAUCCCAUUAUUUAGUAUUUUUUGCAGUGGCAAAUUUUAUAUGCUUUGGAUUGCCUUUAUUCCAUUUAUUUUACUAUUAAUAUUUUAAUAUUCCUCUUCUUUCCAUUUGUCUGUAUGUUUCAUUUAUUCAUGCAUACAAGUUUUCUUAUUUAUUUAUAAUUCAUCUUAUUUUUGUCCAUUAUUGUCCUCCGUCGCAAUCAUUCGUUUUGAUAGUAAAUUGCUGAUUUUUCUUUUCCGUUUUUCCGUCUUUUGUUUGUUUAUUUUUAUUUUGCUUUAUUUUUUCAAUUUUUCCUUUAUUUAGAUGGUCCUUGUUCUGUUUCUUCAUUUUUAGAUUCAACGCACUUUGGCAUUUAUACCGUUUUCUAUAUUUUUCGCUUUUCUUUUUUUUUAUUUUUUUUUUUUUUGUGUGAUUUAAAUUUAAAUUUCUCCACAUUUUAGGUUCCCUCUUGGUAUUUUGCAUAUUUUUUCUUGGCAUAGAGGGUGUCCCACAUCAAACUGCAUCACGGAAAAACACUGUAAAAAAUAUACCUAAUAGACCGAUCGCUUGCCAAAUCAUGUAUCUAUUGGCAACAUUUUGAAAGUUUCUGUUUCCUUACUUCCUCCGGAACAUCAAACUUGUGCCGGGCGGUGAAGAACAGUAGCCCCAGAAGCUGCCGGAAGUCCACCUUGACGUAAGUCUCAUCAUCCAUGAUAAGACAAUGAGACUUAGUCAGCAUCCGGGCCCGUGACUUUCCCAUCGUGCCGUUCUUCACGAUUUGGAAUCUUCUGCGCAUUGUAUGUAUGCAGUCCCUCCCGUUCCUUGCAUCUCUGAAGGAAAGGACAGAUUUAAUUUUCUGGUCAAUUUUAAAAUAAAAUGGCGCCCUUUUUUCGCCAAAAACGUGCGAAAAAUUGUUCACGCGAAAGCGGUGAAGCGUACAGCAAUGAUGUCUUCUGAGAUGGUUUAUGAUGAUCCCAGAUACCUUAAUUUUGAUGAUACAGUUACAGUCUUUAAUCCCCCUUGAAGUGGGUUAACUACUUCAAUUUUUUCAAAGCAUGAAAACCAAUAUGAAGUCUUCAGAAAUAUUAAAUAACUUAUUUUUGCGAACAUCUCUGCUGAAGACCAAAAAUCUCUAUUUAUAGUACACGCGAAGUUAUUGACUGUUAGUUGCGAAUGACCCCAUAAAACCUUUUUUAACAUUACUUCCUAAAUAUCGCAGAUAAAUCUUCAAAAUGUUCCAGGAAGUUGUUCUUCUUAUCAUGAUACAUAUCUUUCCAGAGAAGAUUAUCGAUCUUUUGAUUGCGACUUAGAUUUUUUAUAAUAACUUUUAAACGGGCAAAACCGGGCAGCGAUCUUGCAGUUGCAGUUGAAAUUAGAAAUGUUAGAUCAACACUAUUAAACUCAAUAGAGUUCACUUGUCUCUUAUUGUCUCCAGUAGUGAAAAACCUAUUGUUUUUCUAAAAAGGUCCAAUAUCUUCAAAAAUACCCGAGAUAACAAAAAUUAUGCGUUAAUGAAAACUGUGUAUUUUGACGAUUGAAAUAACUUCGUAGAGUGUAUGAAACCCGUAGGAAUGAGAACUGCAAAGAUAUUCUAAAACAAAUAUUUUUGGGGUCAUACAAAUAUAGCGAGCUAUAACUUCUUAAGCCUUUAAAAAGAGACUUCGUGUCGAGCUUCGUGUAUUCAGCAAAAAUAUUCGCGAAAGCAAUUUCCAUAAUUUUUUCACAGACGUUAGCUUAUCUUCUUCACCAAAAAAAUUAGGUAAAAAAUGUUACUUAUAGGAGGAUUAAUCACUAAAAUCAUAGCGGCAAAUGUUAAACCUUGUUAUUUUUGAUGAGUAGUCCGUAAACACUAUUGACGUAAACUCAGCCGUUUUCACGUUAACAACCAAUCAUCAUUUGAAGCACUUUAUUUUUCAAAAUUUGCCAAAUUAUUUUGAAAAUACAUGAGAUAAUCCAUUGUUGUAGUAAAGCAAGUUGUCCAUUUUGAUAAUUCAAACCAUUUUAUGGAACAUACCAAACUUGUCAGAAUGAUGUUCAAAAAGUUAUAUUAUAUAUUGGCUUUAAAGAGAUAAUCCACAAACAACCAGUAAUAAUGUUGAAGAUAUCAAAGAUGAAGACUUUGUGUCUUCAGCAAAGUUAUUGGCAAAAGCUUGCUCUACAACAUUACUUAAGACAUAAUUAUAAUAUUUGCACUUUUAGGGAGAUUAAUCAUUAAAAUAAUAACACCAUAUGAAAGGGUUUAUAAUGUCCACAAAUUCCUCCGAAGACUCCGUUUUUUCGAUCAAUUAUUCGUGGUAUAAUGUCAAUAUUUUGUAAAAAUCACAUGCAAUUGUGAGUUUUAAACAUCGCUGAUUACGAAAGUUUUUUGGAAUUCAAAAUGGCCGAUCCAAUAUGGCGGAUCCGCAAAAGUGAUUUAUAAACACGAAUUUGAGUUAUUAUGCAUCCAUAUAAAAAAAAUGAAAAUGGCGAUUCCAAUAUGGUGGACUAAAAUGUGACUUUAACAAUCUUGAACAAAAUUUUUCGUUUUUCGCCAUUUUCUGUGGUUGUUUGAUAACUCACAAUUAGUCUGCGAUAACUCUACAGUUCAAGCCAUGAAAUACGUUCUCGAGACCUGUGCACAUGUACAGUGCAACGCGAACCAUUCUGGGAAUGUGCAUAAUGUCAUGAAAUGGUUUAUCGUCGCUGUUGUGCUAUCUUAUGACAAGCGCCAUUUUGCACAUUUCGAGAAAAACGAUUUUUAAAGUUUGAGAUUGAAUAUCAUGAAACUUAUAAAUGGUAGAAACAAUUCAGAGAAGACAAUUGAUGCUUCUACCUAUUCUGUACUAAUCUCUCAAAUAUUACGAAGACCGGUUGACUAUGGUGCGAGUUUUCACUAAAAAUGUAAACAAAAGUCGCACUCACACGUGUCAUAGGUGUGUAUUGAUGAAAAAAAUUGUAUGACGUGUCAUAAUCGUGCAUGGAAAAUUUUCCAAAGAAAAAAAUCAUCAAUUAUGAACUUUUAUUCAUACCUUUGGCUUCAUUUGGUCUAUAAACAAUCGGUUGGAUGCAUUUUGAAGGAAAUGAGUCAGGGAAUCUAGAAAAAAUAGUUAUUUUUAGUUACAGUGUUGCCAAAUAGGCAAUAUUUCCAGUUUAAAGCUAAAACUGCGUUUUUCUCCCAAUACAUGUAUUUUUCUUUUGAAAAUUAUUAUGCCAUUGUGCUCCUACGACAUUUUUACACAUAAAAGCAACUAAAAUUUUAUUAUAACUUGAGCCAAUCCCAAGAUAUAAUGAUUUGAAGCAAAAAACUCACAAUUUCUAAUCACUUUUCUCGCUAUAUUUCACUAACCAAGCAAAAUUUCAAAAUUCUGGAAACGCCAUCUUGUAGAGAUUCAUUAGACGAGUAAUGUGGCAUAUCUAACUCAGUUUACCCCAAAAUGGCGUUUGUCAUAAGAUAGCACAACAGCGACGUUAUACCUGAGGUGCGCGUCUCGAGCCGAGAGCGUCCAAUAGCCUGUAGAAACCUUUUUGCUGGCGCGGAUCGAAAAACUCGUUUAACACAAUAUAGUAGACUAGCGCUUCUCAACUUGGGUCCGCGGAAUCUAGGGGGCCUUGAAGUCGUUACUGGGGGGCUGCGAAAGAGAAUAUCUCGGGAAUAUUUUUCGGGUGGCUAUCGAAAUUUUAUUUUUUUGUAACAUGCUGAAAAUGAUAUAUUGCAAGCAUUUGAAAUCGAAGUUAAGCAGUGGGGAUCCGCAACCACCCAAGGUGAUUUCGAAGGGGGUCCGCGACAGCUCAGGGUAAUUUCGCAGAAGUCCGAUGUAGUAGACCAUUAUACCUUUCAAAAAUUCAAAUUUUUGAAAAUUUUGAAUGAGAACCUCUCCUUAAAUUAACAACGAUAAGUUUAUUCAAAUCUGGUUCUUUCGCUGAUUCACUGUAGCACACACAAAAGCAGUAAAAAGGUGAUGCGCAACUAUAAAGAUUCUAUGCACUAUACGCAACAGAAAACUAUUUUGUUUCCAAUGAAUCUCGGAGUUUAAAUAUUUUGAUGGUCGAAUAAUGCACAAUGGUGGGGACCCUUAUGUUGAACCCCUCCGGGCCCGGAUUUUAUCUCUACGACCCUGCACACAAGCACGUGAUAGUGAAUACACACAGGGGAACGUUAUUGAUUUCCAUGGAUUAAAUUACUAUUUGCUAUGCUGGAAUAUUAAAUCGUAUGCUUCAUCAGCAGGAUUUUUUUUUUCAGUUAUUCCAGAGUUAUGGAAAGUAAACAGGAAUGGCGUUGUUGAUUGACCACUAAAAAUUAGCUUUUUUUCCUCCUUAAAAUUUAGCUUCUGAGACAAACGACGCAACGUCGCAGUAGCUUUGCCUCUAAACUGUGAGAAUAAACAAACGAUUCCCUUGUUAAAAUCGUUUCCGGCAAAUCGAAAAAAAAAAAUUAAAUCAUAACAGACAGGCUUCGAGUUCAAUUGAACAAUUGAUUGAGCACGUGAUUUGAUUAGAUUUUGAUGCAUAAGAGCAAAGCAAAAACAGUAAACACCCACCGACGAGUACAAUACAACCCAACAUCCUAACAGUGCAUCAAAGAAAGCUUCAUUAUUCUGUUCUUUCUCCUAAAAAUUUGAUGUAUCAUUGUAGGAUUGAUAUCGUUCUUUAAUACCCGAAAAUUUCGAGACAGAAAAAUACGUCGUCAUUUGUAAAAAUAUUAAACGUUUGUAAUUAUUUUCCCUAAUAACCUAACACGGGAUGCGCUAAAAAUAUCUUCGAAUAUGGACGAAACGUCUCAGUUUGUUCUAAUAAUACUAAGGUGUCGAUCAGCGAUUGAAUCAUAGCUACCCAUAGCAAUCUUCUGACACAUCUAAAUGCCGCAUCUUUCGCGAAACGCCAGCUGUCAUCACAAGAGACGGACGGAUCCAGGCGAGGGGUGGGUCCUGGGGUUAUCGUAAAACUAGUGCAGGUUCCAUCCAAACAUUUGUUUUAUGAAAUUCGCAUGGCAAAAGUUAUUACCGCAUCGCUCACUGUCACGUACUUUUAGACUGUACUGGACCUAUUUAUAAUCAUAAGCAGUGGUGCGCUUUUCCAGAAAUAGCACAUCCGGACUUCCCUGCACACCUGAACUUCCAAGUAGAGUUGGUCAUCUCAAAGCUGGAACACUGAAUGGUUGCAACCAUUCUAAAACAGUGCAUCAAAUAAAUAAAAUCUAGACUGGCGUGAAUCUCUUGCUUAGAUGUGUUCUCGAAAAAUGUUAGACUUUCCGCGAAAUAACCACAGCACUGAAAUGCAAAUUUAAAAAAAAUCUGAGUGCAUAAAUAAUUCUCGUCAUACGAAAAACAAAUCUACGCUACUAUCAGACUUAAUCAUUUCUCGAAUAAAUAACUGUGGAUACGAUGUGAAUAAUAUUAAGUUGAAGCCAAGUACUAGUAUUUAGUGCUCAAUAAAAGGAUGACAAACCUGAGAACUAUGAAUAAUACAGUUGUACAGUGUACAUAUAUACAGCACAAAAAUAUCCUUGUGAGGUUUGUGUUAAACAGUUUGACCAUUAUUUCAGGUUCCGUUACGAAUUGAAUUGUCUCAAACCAAGUCCAGUUAUUUUUCGAGCAACCAAAAUAGUCAAAUAUCAAAUGAGGCUGUGAAUACAAAUAAGUAAUAUUUCGUGUGCACAAAGUGUAUUGAUAAGCGAACUAACAGAACAGCCUAUGAUAUGUGGUGUAAAUGAGAGAAUUUAAUGUACCGAAAUCACUCCCAAAAAUGAUAUUGGAAAAAAUAUAGUUUCGUUGUAGUUUACCUUUGAUAUUGGUCGUUACAGAGUAAUUUAGUUAGAAACAAAAUGUUCAUGUAUGCUGCUAGCAGUUAGGCAUGAUUGAUACGAAAGAUUUCAAGGGAAUAUUUUCAUAAAUAAGUAUAGAUUUACGACAAAUAUUACCAAUAAGCAAAAACAUACAACAGUUUUAGGAUUCUUCCAUCAAAUGAAGUACUAUGGAAACAAAGGCAUACACUUUACACCGUAUUAUUAGAGUUAAUUUCUGUUUAAAGAUUACGGUUUAAGGAAUAGUUUGUAAUCUAGCCUAAAAUAAAACAAUUGUUCAAAA
Topomyia yanbarensis is the source of this 10193-nucleotide messenger RNA. Its product is annotated as ras-related and estrogen-regulated growth inhibitor-like protein. Bases 497 to 1198 code for a protein of 233 amino acids. NCBI's taxonomy places the organism in Eukaryota, Metazoa, Arthropoda, Insecta, Diptera, Culicidae. The transcript has 5 exons. Gene Ontology annotation, molecular function: GTP binding; GTPase activity. The record is from RefSeq and is a predicted model, not a curated record.